CUCAAGAAUAAAGCUAUUGUGAUUGUUCAUCUGAGUGGUGAGUUUGUCCAUUACAAAGUGUUGAGACCACAGUACAUCGCUUAGUGUAUUCUAAAGUAUUUGAGAGACUGUUGUACUUUUAAAUACACUGAUGCAGCAGUGCUUGAUUAAGCCUAUUAUCAGUCGACUAGGGUUUUGUAGACGUUUGUGUUCUUCAAGUAAUGCAGCCGUCAAUCAAAUAGAAGAACCUAAAAGGUGGCAACUAUUUAGUGCAGCAAUUUUGGAAAGACUUCCAAAGUUGAUGAAGCCUUUAACAGAAUAUGAAAAAGACUACAGACUGUACCGUCAUGAGGCUAAGUUGCCUUUUACUAGAAAGAUGCCAACGGCUUGGUUUCCAAAUGGUCAAAGAGAGGAUCCUGUAACGCAUGAGGUUCUGAUUGGUGACUUUUCACGAAGAAACUUUACUCCCGCUUCUCUGGAGACUGAUGCUGAUCGUUCCAACAAUAAGAAGACUUUGGAUAGAAGGUUGACAGACUCGAUUUAUUUUGUGGUGAAAAGAGAGAACCGAGUCUGGCAGUUUCCACAAGGAGAGGCUGAGGAGGGGAAGAUGUUGAUACAGACAGCGGAGGAAGCCUUGAAGAAUUUUGUUGGAAAUAGAAUCACUUUGCAUUUUGUAAGCAAUGUUCCAGUAUGUCACGUUGAACGAGAGUUUUCUCCUGAAGUGAAACAACAGCGCAAAUGGGACGGUGCAAAGAUAUUCUUUUAUCGAGCACUAGUUGUUGAAGGAAACUUGGAAGACAUUCCUUUUGAUUAUGACUUUGCAUGGUUGAGCUCUUCAGAAAUGACCCAAGUGUUACCGUCUAUCUAUUACAAUGCUGUGAAAAAUAUUUUAUAGUUAUUUUCUUUGCUUAUAAGAGAUGUUGCAAAAAAAUUUU
Molecule: messenger RNA, 914 nt
Organism: Galdieria sulphuraria
Lineage: Eukaryota; Rhodophyta; Bangiophyceae; Galdieriales; Galdieriaceae
Product: mitochondrial ribosomal protein L46
Exons: 4
Coding region: 131-874 (247 amino acids)
Cellular component (GO): mitochondrial large ribosomal subunit
Molecular function (GO): structural constituent of ribosome
Source: RefSeq, a predicted model, not a curated record